Messenger RNA from Lactuca virosa, 841 nucleotides. Lineage: Eukaryota; Viridiplantae; Streptophyta; Magnoliopsida; Asterales; Asteraceae. The record is from the annotation of a GenBank genome assembly.
AUGGUGGGGUGGGUGUCUAAGACACGUGUUAUUUGCCCAUGCUCUUCCGGUUUUGCAUAUUUUUACGUGUUUCGUAAGCGCGUUUCCACUUUUCUACCACAAAUUCAUUCCGAUGGGCAUAGAACCGCUACCUUCAAAACAUGUCAUGCCUUCUCCUCUCUCCUUCUAACGCUGACGACCCUGUUCAAUGUCUUCACAACCCCUUCGUCUCCGUCUCCUCUCUCAACUGCCCGUUGUGAAGGCCUUCCGUCACAAUCCCAUCCAGAAGCUAUCGAUAAACAACCAAAUCUUAGCGCCCGAUAUUGGGUUCAUGAAACGUUUAAUCAACCACGUACCGAUGCCCCUUCUUUCGUCUUUGGCUUUCUCAAUUUCAUAAAUUCUGAAACCGAUUGCCGACCUCGAAUCGAAGCUGAAGUAACAACCAAUACAUUUGAGGUUAAGUAUUUAACAUUGAAUGGAGAGCCACAGGUCAGGCGGAAGAAAGAUACUAAAUCAAGAACAAUCAUCGCAUCAAAAUCAGAAGCAAGUAACCUUUAUAGGAAGAAAUUUGAAGAAAGAAGUCUGAGUAACAAUGUGAAGAAAGACCGAUAUGAACCUGCAACUGCAGGAGGCAAAAUGAUGGUUUCACAUAAAUUAUUCAGGUACUUCUCAGGAUCACGGGAAGGCGACGGCUUGAUUGUACACACAUGAUGGGGAUAUGUUUCUGAAGAUCCUGGAUUUUAUUCAAAUAACUAUGAACAUGUGUUUUUGAUAAUUUGACAUUUUGGGGAUUUUGUGAUGUGUUGAUGAAAUAUAUGCGAUUUUAAAAUGAAAAAUUUGUUUGAAAAUUCACGGUGUUACA